Molecule: messenger RNA, 920 nt
Organism: Chelonoidis abingdonii (Abingdon island giant tortoise)
Lineage: Eukaryota; Metazoa; Chordata; Testudines; Testudinidae
Gene: PMCH
Product: pro-melanin concentrating hormone
Biological process (GO): chemical synaptic transmission; behavior
Molecular function (GO): type 1 melanin-concentrating hormone receptor binding; melanin-concentrating hormone activity
Source: RefSeq, a predicted model, not a curated record
UAUAUCUGAAAGCUGCUUAACUUCUAUGCAAACAUUAAACAACUAAGAAUGCAUAUUUCAUCCUACGUGUUAAUACUAAUUUUUUCUCUCUUUUCUCAAGGUUUUUUACUUUCAAUUUCGAAGUCCAUGCGAAAGGUAGAUGAUGAUGAUAUGAUACUAAAUGCGCUCAAUAUAGGAGAAGCUCUUUGGAAUGGAGGUAAAACAGAGAAGACAGAGACUACACCUACUCUUGCGCACUACAAGAUGGAGGACAGCAGCUUUCUGGAUGAAGAGGAAGACAGAAACCCAAAAUUCUUAAAUAUAGGUUCCAAACACAAUUUCAUAAGCCAUGGUUCGCCACUGAACCUAGGUAUAAAACAGCUACCUUAUCUUGCAUUGAAAGGAUCUAUGGCUUUUCCAGCUGACACUGAAAUUCAGACUAUUGAAUCAAUACAGGAAAGGAGAGAGACUGGAGAUGAAGAAAACUCAGCUAAAUUUCCUAUAGGAAGGAGAGAUUUUGACAUGCUCAGGUGUAUGUUGGGAAGAGUCUAUCGACCUUGUUGGCAAGUUUGAAAACUGUUGGCCUCCUCUCUAAAGAAGCAUUGGUUGCCAGUUUAAUAAAACUUGGAGUUACUGUGCUUUUGGUAUUGCUAUAUAUGUACAUCUAAAUACUACUAUCUGUAUUUCAAAAUAGAGGGAAACAUGAUUGACAUUUUCACUAGAUAACCUAGUUGUAAUAGUUAUGAUGUAUUGUUAUUGAAACUGACAAUUCUGCAAAUCAAAGACUUGUCACUAUAUUUGUCUAAUGAAUAAUAUAUGUAACCUACUUUAACAUCAUAUAUUUGGACACUAUGAAGCCAAAAUGUGUUAAUACACCUGUUAUCUUGUUCUUUCAAAAUGUACAAUGUUUAUUAUGGAAUAGUAAAUUUACUAUAUACAUC